AUGGUUGCUCGUAUUGCACAGCCAUUGCAUAUUCGUCAAAUUGUGCUCUAUAUUAAAGGUCAAUCAGGAUUACCUGUUUAUGGUGCUUAUCUAUGUGCUAUUACUCUUUGCGUUUCUGCCAUGGUACAAGCCAUUAUUCACCAACAAGUCUUCUUUCGAAACACACGGAUAGGCAUGCGCAUUCGCAAUGCAUUAUCAUCUACCAUCUAUAAGCACUUGUUGACCAUUAAUACUGCAGCUCUUCACAAGACUACUGCUGCUCAGACGAUUAAUUUAGUAGCAAACGAUGCUGGUAAAUUUGAAGAACUAAGCCCUUUCGUACAUGUUAUAUUGUGGGUACCUCUGGAAGCUCUUAUAACGUUUGGUCUUAUUUGGUUGUACAUUGGUUUACCAACCGUGUUCGGCUAUGCAGUACUGAUUUUAUUAGUACCUAUACAGCUCAUUUUUAGCAGACAAUUCGGCCAAUAUCGAAAAGAAACAAUGAAAUAUACAGACAAGCGUGUCCAAACCAUUAAUGAACUUGUCAAUGGAUGUCAAAUUAUUAAAAUGUACAAUUGGGAAAAAGCAAUGGAACAACGAGUACGUGAAACACGCCGAUUUGGAGUGAAGGGUGCUAUCGGUGCUGGCAAGUCAACUCUACUAGCUGCUAUUCUUGGUGAGAUCAAUCUUAUCAGUGGAAAACUACAAAUAUAUGUUGAUUCAAUAUCGUACGCUCCACAAUCGGCGUGGAUUUUUGCUGAUACUAUUCGAGCUAAUAUUCUUCUUGGCAAACCAAUGAAUGAAGAACGUUACAAGAAUGUUAUCAAGGCAUGUUGUCUUGAUAUUGAUCUACUCAAUUUUGGUGAAGUCGGUGAUUUAUUAAUGAUUGGUGAUAAAGGUAUCAAUUUGAGUGGAGGACAAAAAGCUCGAAUAUCACUCGCUCGUGCUCUUUAUGCUGAUGCUGACUUAUAUUUACUCGAUGAUCCAUUGGCAGCUGUUGAUCCAAACGUGGCCAAGAAUAUUUUUGAUCAAUGUAUCGGUCCUCGUAGUUUCCUUCGUGGAAAGACUCGGAUAUUGGUUACACAUCAGACACAAUUUUUAGUUGAAGCAGAUCAAAUAAUUCUCUUGAGGAAGGGUCACAUUGAUGAAUUACACAUUGAACAACCUGUUGACAAUGAGUCAUCAAAUGAUACAUUAGAAACAGACUCAUCAAACGAUACAUCAGAAACGGACUCAUCGGACGAUAAUGAGACAGAUUGGACACUCAACACUGCUACAACUGAUAUAAAUUCGAUUGUAAAGAAUGAGACAUCAAUUGAUGGUGCCAUCAAGUGGAGUGUUUGGCUGCAACUGUUCACUGCACCACCUUUACGUUGGUUUGGUUUUUUUCUCAUGAUAAUUUUUAUGGUUGGUACUGAAGCUCUAUAUGACUUUACAAAUAGUUGGCUUGCUUUAUGGUCUGGUAAAGAUGAGAACGAACAACGAUCAUCAUUUUAUGCUUACGUCUAUCUUGGAGUUAUAUUUGCUACAUUAAUCAUCGCAUUGCUACGUGCCGGCUAUAUCUUCUAUAUCAUGUUGCGUGGUUCAACGUAUUUUCAUAAUCGAAUGCUCAAAGGUAUCUUGUAUACUUCGUUACGUUUCUUUGAGAGUAAUCCAAGUGGACGAAUAUUGAAUCGAGCAAGUAAAGAUCAACAAGUGUUAGAUGAAGCAUUACCUAUGGCUUUAAUUGACACUAUGCAAUAUUUACUAAUGACUCUCGGUGCUAUCGCAAUCAUUGGAAUGACCAAUCCAUGGGUACUUCUAAUUCUCAUUCCUUUGAUUCCCACAGUUUUGUGGCUUCGUAGAUUUUACAUGCGUUCCAGUCGUCAACUCAAACGACUCGAAAGUGUAUCGCGUAGUCCAAUUUAUGCAUUGUUCUCAUCGUCAUUGGAUGGACUUACUAGUAUUCGUGCGUUUGACGCUCAAAUCGAUUUUUUGAAUAUGUUCAUAGAAAGAAUCGAUACCAAUGCACGAGCUUACUUCAUUCUCUUUGCUACUACACGUUGGUUCGGUUUACAGCUUGAUCUUAUAACAUCCUUACUCACAUUAGUUACUUCUGUUCUUGCAGUAGCUUUGCGCCAUCAAAUCGAUCCAUCGGCAGCAGCACUCAGUAUCAGCUACUGUAUCACGUUAACAGGUCUGUUUCAAUGGGCUAUGCGACAAUCAGCCGAAGCUGAAAAUUUCAUGACUAGUGCAGAACGUAUUCAUGAAUAUGGUCAACUAACACGAGAAAGCCAUUCCAACAAUAAUAAAAGCGGUGUACUCAUUCAACCAGCAGAUGAUUGGCCAUCUCGUGGUAUUAUCGAAUUUAAAGACUACACUUUUCGCUAUCGACCAGAGCUCGAUCCUGUCCUCAAAAAUCUUAAUCUAAGAAUUGAAUCCAAAGAAAAGAUUGGAAUUAUUGGUCGGACAGGUGCCGGAAAGUCAUCACUUCUUCAAGCUCUCUUUCGAUUAGUCGAUCAAUCAGCCAUCAACGGAACCAUUCUCAUUGAUGACAUCGAUAUUGGACGUCUUUCACUCGAUUAUCUUCGUUCUCAUAUAAGCGUUAUUCCACAAGUACCAAUACUAUUCUGUGGUACACUUCGAUACAAUAUUGAUCCAUUCGAACAAUACUCAGAUGAGGAAUGUCUUACAGCACUUGAAGCCGUUCAACUCAAACCAUUAGUGCGCAAUCAUCCUGAUGGACUCCAUCUGAUGGUAACGGAAUCAGGUACUAAUUUGAGUGCUGGUGAACGUCAAUUGGUUUGUGUAGCUAGAGCCAUUCUGAAAAGGAGCCACAUAUUGCUUAUUGAUGAGGCUACGGCAAAUGUUGAUCAUACGACUGAUAGAAUGAUUCAAGAGGUUAUUGCUGACAAAUUUCGUGAUCGUACCAUAUUGACGAUUGCACAUCGAUUGAAUACAAUAGCCAAUAGUAAUCGUAUUCUUAUGUUGCAAGACGGAGAAGUAGCAUAUUUUGAUGUACCCAAUAAUAUCGACUUAACUCAAGGUGGUACACAAAACUAA
Molecule: messenger RNA, 3021 nt
Organism: Rotaria sp. Silwood1
Lineage: Eukaryota; Metazoa; Rotifera; Eurotatoria; Philodinida; Philodinidae
Source: the annotation of a GenBank genome assembly